AUGACUCCUCCCAACCCGUUCUUGCGUGACACACAUGCUCACACUCUUCUAAGCUCAAUUCUACUUUUUGCGGACGACUUGAAAUUUCGGAGUUUCAACGCCAGUGUCCUCCAAAUGGAUGCAGAGGCUGUACACCAGCGUAUAGCUCAAUGGAUCGCUGAGGUGCGCAAACCGUCACACCACGGUGAGGUCCAGUCUCUUCGUGACGGUUCAGCGAACGUCCUUGUAGUGCGUGGUGAGAAUGGACUAGGACACGUUAAGAGGAUAGAUAACAAAAAUAUUUUAGGCAUCCGGCAUUUUCAAACAUGUUCUCAAUAUAGCAUGAAAAAUUUACUCAAAAGGCGUUCGCCGUUCUAUGAAUGA
This is a messenger RNA of Opisthorchis viverrini, 363 nucleotides long. RefSeq lists its product as hypothetical. The transcript has 3 exons. Bases 1 to 363 code for a protein of 120 amino acids. The record is from RefSeq and is a predicted model, not a curated record. NCBI's taxonomy places the organism in Eukaryota, Metazoa, Platyhelminthes, Trematoda, Opisthorchiida, Opisthorchiidae.